Colletotrichum truncatum is the source of this 1008-nucleotide messenger RNA. RefSeq lists its product as uncharacterized. Lineage: Eukaryota; Fungi; Ascomycota; Sordariomycetes; Glomerellales; Glomerellaceae. The record is from RefSeq and is a predicted model, not a curated record.
AUGAAGAGCUCCAUCCUUUUCUCUCUUGCGGCUCUCGCCGCCCACGUUAUCGCCCUCCCUACCCAGGCCGAGGAGCGUUCCGUGGCUCUUCCCAUUGAUAACAUGAACCUGGCUCCUCGCGUGGACGUCAGGCCCAAGCUCCGUCGGGGCAAGAAGCAGGAGGAAGCUGCCGACGGCGCGGACGAGGCCGACGGAGCAGUAGCCAAGAAGAACAAGGCCGCUGAGAACGCCGCCGCAGCCGGUGGUAACGGAGCAGCAGGUGGCGCUGGUGCUGGUGGUGGUGCCGCCAACAACAACGGAACCGCCAACGCCGGCGGAGGCAAGAAGAAGAACGGCAACAAGAAGGGCGGGAAGAAGGCCAAGGGGGCCAAGGCCCAGGGCAAGAAGAAGAACGGCAAGAAGAACAACAACGGCGGCGGCGGCGCUGCUAACAAUGGAACUGCCAAUGCUGGCGGCGAAAACGGCAACGGGGGCAAGAAGAACAACAACGGCGGCGGCGGCGCUGCUAACAAUGGAACUGCCAAUGCUGGCGGCGAAAACGGCAACGGGGGCAAGAAGAACAACGGCAAGAACAACAAUGCUGCUGACGGCGGCAAGGCUGCAAAGAACGCAAAGGGUCAGGGCAAGAAGAACAACGGUGCCGCUGGCGGUGGUGCCGCUGCUAACAACGGAACUGCAAAUGCGGGCGGCGGCAACAACAACAAUGGUGGCAAGAAGAACAACGACGGCAAGAAAAACAAUGAUGGCAAGAAGAAGAAUGGUAACAAUGGCGGUGCUGCUGCCGGCAAUCAGGCUGCAGGUGGCAACGCUAUUGAAAGCAUUCUCUCUAACAUCCUUGGUGGCGGUGCUGGCGGCAACAAUGCCAACAAAGCUGCUGGCGGACAGAACGGCCAAAACGACCCUCUUGCUCUCCUCAGUGGUAUUCUCGGACGUGACGAGGGUUCUGCUGAAUUAGUCGAUCGCCAAGAGACCGAGGCCGAUGCCAAUGACGAUGACGACCAGGAGUAA